This is a messenger RNA of Plasmodium vivax (malaria parasite P. vivax), 1827 nucleotides long. RefSeq names its product variable surface protein Vir22/23-related. The transcript is spliced from 4 exons. The coding region runs from base 1 to 1827 and encodes 608 amino acids. The record is from RefSeq and is a predicted model, not a curated record. Lineage: Eukaryota; Apicomplexa; Aconoidasida; Haemosporida; Plasmodiidae.
AUGGCACAAAACAUAGUGGAUCAGGCACUUUCAGUAUUGAAAGAGGGAAAUUAUACGGUGAGGGCAGCAACAAAAUUAAUAUUCUUUUACGAUAUAUUUGACACUGACUUUGAUAAUUUUUAUAAGAUUAAAUUAUGUAAUGGUUGCGAUAAAAAUAAGUAUUUGUUUGAUUCCCUUAGAAAAACCAUCAAACAAAUAAUAGAAGAAUGGGAAAGCUUAUUAGAUUUUUUUAGAUGUGAGACUGCGGGUGAUGAAAAUACUUGUUGUCUUAAUUUUAUUUAUUGGAUUUAUGGUAAAAUUAAGGAUAGUAAUUUAAAUGUCGAUUAUAUUAAGGAAAUUUACAAUAAUUUAGAUGAGUUUGUCAAACAAAAUUGCUUUGGUUAUGAUGCGGAAAAACCUGAAAAAUUCUUUAAAAAAUACGUAAAAGCAUAUGAUAAAAAAGUGUUAAAACGUAAGAAAGAAUUAUAUGAUUUUGUACAGUUUUAUGAAAGAGUAAAAUCUAAAUUAGAUGCUGUACACUCAAAAAGGAAGGUCAUGUGCGACUACAUAAGUUACAUUUUUAAAAUGUACGAAGAAAUGAGACGUGAUUGCAGUUCAAUAAAAUCUGAAUGGUAUGAAGAUGAAAUGAAAAAUUUUAUAGAAAUGUUAAAGAAAAAUAAUGAGUUAACUUUAUUAGAAAGUAAAUGUGGUGAUAUUACUAAAGGAUUAAUAUUAGACGACAACAUUGAAGCCUUGUGUCCCUCAAACAAUGAGUCAGCUGCAAGCAAAAAGGGACAAAUACUUAAAUCACCUCAAGAGGAAGAAAAGUUUAAUUUAUCUGCAGUCCCUAAAGUAAAUAUGCAGAGUGAUGUUUCAAAUCAGUUACCUUCAAAAAAAAUAUGUGAAGAAAUGGAUAAAAAUAACAAUCCUGACCUUAACAUUACUGAUUGUAAUGUGUUUAAAGAUCAAAUAGGUAAAUCGCUUUGUGCACAUACCAUAAAAAAUUUUAAAAAAAUUAACAAAAUAGAAGAUCGAGAACAGCACAAUGAUUACUGUUUACAUUUUAUGUAUUGGUUAUAUGGUAAAAUAGGGGAAAAUUAUAUAAAUAAAUCCAGUAACAUUCUCGAAGAUCCAGAAAUUAGUAAAUUUGUGCAUUUAAUAGUUUCUCUUAAUAAUAAAUCAAGUAAAUAUUACUGCUACUAUAAUUCUGAGAACAAUUUAGAGGAAUGGAAAGAAAUAAUUGAUUUAAUAGAUUAUUUUAAAAUUCACAAUAAUAUUGAUAAUACAAAAUCUUGCGAUGACAAUGCAUGUGCAAAGAAUUGUGAAUACUUUAGUAAUAUUAGCAAUCUGUACAAAAGGCAUAAAAGGCAAUGUUGCACUUACUUUUAUUACGGUGAUCAUUUUAAUAACUGCACGCAUUAUUUUAAAUGCGAUGAUAAGUACAGUCCAGAUAGCAUGUUGACGAGGUUAAAGUGUCCUGUUAAUGAGAAUGAAAAAGACAUAAAUGAAGAGGACGAAGUUGUAGGUUUCGAUCAAAAUGUUAUACUACAAAGUUUAGAUUCAUUAAAAAGGUUUAAUCAAUCGAAAAAUAUAUGUGACGGAAUAAUGUGCGACACCUUCUCUAAGUUUGCAUUUUUAGCCUUUUCAUUUCUAGGAGUAUUAGUCACAUUUUUCGUUUUUUAUAAAUUUACGCCCCUUGGAAUAUGGCUAAAUAGGAAAGGAUUUAAAAAAAACAAGGCUCGGUAUGACUAUUAUGAAGAAAGUCCGCAGCAAUUAUUAGAAAAUAAUUCAAAACCGGUACAGAGGAAUAUGCAGAAUGGCAGAAUUCGUAUAGCCUAUCAAUCUUGA